Molecule: messenger RNA, 258 nt
Organism: Paracoccidioides lutzii Pb01
Exons: 1
Coding region: 1-258 (85 amino acids)
Source: RefSeq, a predicted model, not a curated record
AUGCCGAUUCUGAAGAUUCAGGACUCGAAACCGUUCCACACACGCUUUUUGAAAUACCGCCACAGCAAGAGGAGGAUGGAGCGGGGUUCCAUGAGGAGGAUAGCUCUCAUUGGAAAAGGGACCCUGGACUUUUCGGGACGGGGAUGGCCCUAUAGCGAAUCAGAAACGGGAAUGAAGAUUCACACUGUGACGACCAAGGAUGGCGUCCUUGGAGCAUCCGAUACUCCUCCGUACAUCCAUAACUCUCCCGAAGCCUAA